Molecule: messenger RNA, 6827 nt
Organism: Oncorhynchus mykiss (rainbow trout)
Lineage: Eukaryota; Metazoa; Chordata; Actinopteri; Salmoniformes; Salmonidae
Product: semaphorin-3E
Biological process (GO): positive regulation of cell migration; negative chemotaxis; neural crest cell migration
Cellular component (GO): plasma membrane
Molecular function (GO): chemorepellent activity; semaphorin receptor binding
Source: RefSeq, a predicted model, not a curated record
AGGAGUGUAAUAAGAAGGAAGGAGAAUAAUAAGGAAGGAGUGUAAUAAGAAGGAAGGAGUGUAAUAAGGAAGGAGUGUAACAAGAAGGAGUGUAAUAAUGAGUGUAAUAAGGAAGGAGUGUAAUAAGAAGGAGUGUAAUAAGGAAGGAGUGUAAUAAGAAGGAGUGUAAUAAGGAAGGAGUGUAAUAAGGAAGUAUUGUAAUAAGAAUGAGUGUAAUAAUAAGGAAGAAGUGUAAGAAGGAGGGAGAAGAAGGAGUGUAAUAAGGAAGGAGUGUAAUAAGAAGGAGUGAAAUAAGAAGGUGUGUAAGAACGAAGGAGAUGCACAUCAGAGUGAUUUCAAAUGUGGAAAAUAAUCGGAUAACCAUUCCACUCACCUCCUCCUCAACAACAGAUGCUGAUUUAUAAUUAAGGGUUGUUAACAAAACUGUGUGUGUGUGUGUGUGUGUGUGUGUGUGUGUGUGUGUGUGUGUGUGUGUGUGUGUGUGUGUGUGUGUGUGUGUGUGUGUGUGUGUGCGUGCGUGCGUGCGUGCGUGCGUGUGUGUGUGUGUGUGUGUGUGUGAGUGCGUGCUUGUGUGCAUGCGUGUGUAAUGUGAGCUCUGUUGUGUUCAGCCAGUGAACAGGUGCAGAGUGGGAGUUAGAUUCGACCUCUGGGAGGACAGCUGCCUCUCUAUGGACCAUGAUCCUCUCUGCUCCUGAUUUAAGCAUCCUUUACAAUCAAAUAAUCCAUGCCGAUGGAUACACACUGUAUGUCAACUGCUGGCUUACACUCUCUCUCCCUCUCCCCCUUGUUCUCUCCCUCAACUUUAGAAGCAAAUGGCCUGUCUCUUUUGAGAUGCGGUCCUAUUUCCUGCUUAUCACACGUAUCCUGAACAUGCUGUGUAAUGGAAUCAACAGACCAAGGUGGGAAGGACUGCAAUUAGAAUAGUUGCGUCAGUGGUUGUGAGGUUACACAUGUCUUUCAAACAUCAGAGAAACAUCCUAUCACAACUGUAACUCUGCUAAGCCUGAAUCAUAUCAGAUCUCCUGAUUGUACACCAAUCACACAGCUAGAGAAUAAUAAUACAUAUUAAGGCUGUCAUGGUGACAUUUUUAUCACACACAUACACAUACCCAGACACACACAACACUUUCAUCAUACAGAAUGCACAAAAUUCAGUGAGAAAAAUAACUGUAACGUUUCAAAUAGAUCCAUGUAAUUGAAGAUAAUCAGAUUCACAGAAAUGGUCUCCUUGAAGAACAUGGAAAGACAAAAAAGAAAACCAAGGACUCCAAAGAGGUGGACAUUUGUUCACUGUUAUAAACACAAUAAGGAGUGUUGACCAUAUCUGUCACAGGCUACACACAAACACACAGCUUGGAGAAAGAACAGACAGUAACAGCAGGAUCUUCUGGAGAAGAGAACACACUAAUAACAGGGCUUCAGACAGGUGAGAGAGAAGAGGGGGAGAAGAGAGACAGAGAGCAAGGGAAUGAGAGACAUACAGUGGAGAUAAAGGAGAGAAGGAAAGUGGAAAGUGACAAGUGAGAGUACAAUUUUAAACAAAAAGCUAAUAAAGAGUGAGAAAUAAGGGUCAGAGGGGAAAGGAAAGAGAGAGAAGGAGAUAAAAGAAGAGGGAGAAACUAGAGUCUGGAUAAACUUUGGCUGAGGUCCAUAAUAAUGCUGCAGGAGAAGGGCGGUCGGGAAGAAGUGGAGGGGGACAGGGAGAGAGGGAGGAGAGGAGAUGAGAGGUGGUGGGCUGCACUGUGCGGUUCAGUGCUGUGUGGCGCGUGGAGAAGGAGUAUUUCUUGGAGCAGAGCAGGGGAGAGGCUGACCCUGAGAUACACCCUGCAGGCUGCACUUCAGCUGUCAGAGAGAGAGACUGCGAGAGAGAGCGAAAUUGAGGCGAGAUAGGAGAGAGACUGAGAGAGAGAGAGAGAGAUUGAGGAGUGAUAGGAGAGAGAGAGAGAAAGAGAGAAGGGGAGUGAAAGAGAGAGAGACAGAGUGGGGAAAGAGAGAGGAAGAGAGAGAGGUUUCUUCUCAUUAGCAGGAGUCAAUCGUCAAAUUAAUGAAUUAAUGAAUGGCACACACACACGGGUAUGUAUCCUCUGCUCUGAGGAGUGGAAGCAGUACACAUUAGUGAGCACAGUUGUUUGGAUCCUCCUUGCCUGAUCAGAGGGGGGAAAGAGAGAGAACACAAGAGAAACAUCACAAGAGAGACAGAGAGAAAGAGAGAGAGUCUCCCUCUGCCUCUCCUGCUUCCCCUGGGCUAGUGGCCAGACACUGACUCUGUUGGAUCCUGGAAGAACACAAGCUGGGGAUACCACAAUGCUGCCUUAGACAGAAUGACAGAACACACAGCAGCACUUUGGAAGGACUAUCAGCAGAAUUUAUUUUUCUUCAUUUGUUCAGACAUAAAGAAGAUACAACAUCCCUGCCAGGCUGCCACAAGAACGACAGUCAGUCGGACAGACGGACAGAGAGCAGCAGUGGUUAUGCAGCACGGGCUGUAACAGCUGGAGUACUCUCUCUUGCCUGAAGCAAUUGGUUUUAGGAGCUAAGUUCCUCACUACCUCUCAAUCAUUGAAUCAUAGUUCUGUAGGAUCUCCUCUCAUAAAGAUAGACACAAUACUGCAGUAGUCCCUACAGACUGAGACAGAACAGUACAGCUCCACUUGGAGAUCAGUAGAACGAAACCGUGGAUUCUUCCCUCUCCGAGGGCUGAGAAACCUGCAAUACCUGUGGUCAGAGACUGGAUUGCUGCCUUUUCCUAUGGAGGACAGAUUGAUGAUGAUACUGUAUAUCUGAUUCAUUAUAACAUACUCUGGUCAUAGAGCCUGGACUCUCCCAGGUGGAUAUUUCCUACACUUCCCUUGGACUUAAGUAGUGAUUCACACUGGAUUGGCUUACUCCCUGUUCGGUGUGUUUGUGUCAGGAUGGAGUGUGUGAAGAAUGUGUCUCUGAUUCUGAGUGUUUUCCUGUUGAGCUCAGCACACUCAGCCCAGAGCGUCUACCCCAGAAUACGACUCUCCCAUAAAGAGUUAUGGGAUCUGAACAGGACGUGGGUGUUUCAGGGACCAGGUCCCUCCCUGCAGCCCCAGACCAUGCUGUUGGACGAGGCCCAUGAAAGGCUGUACGUAGGGGCUAAAAACAUCAUGUACUCCCUCAGCCUGGAGAGAGUUAACCACCAACACAGAGAGAUCGACUGGGCCAGCUCUGUGUCGCAGGUAGAAGAUUGUCUGAUGAAAGGCAGAGAGAAGCCAGAGUGUGCUAACUACAUCAAGGUGCUGCAUCGGUAUAACACCACCCACCUGUUGGCAUGCGGAACAGGAGCAUUUAAUCCUCACUGUGCCAAAAUCAGGGUGGGACACACAGGACAGGUCAGGCAGUUUGAGCUGGAGGAGCAGAGUAUAGAGAGCGGCAGAGGGAGAUGUCCCUACGACCACAACAGCCCCGUUACAUCCACCCUGGACAGAGGAGAGCUGUAUAUUGGCCUGUACACAGACUACUGGGAGAAUGACGCAGCUCUGUGUCGACUGAACAACCAGAGCUACACACGCACUGAGAGAGACGACAGACAACAGCUCAAUGAGCCGAAGUUUAUUGGGUCGGUGGUGAUUCCUGAUAACAAUGACAGGGAUGAUGACAAGGUCUACUUCUUCUUCACGGAGAGAGGGACGGACGCAGAGGGGGUUAACAAGGCUGUUUACACCAGGGUGGGACGGGUCUGUGCGAAUGAUCAGGGAGGUCAGAGGAUGUUGGUGAAUCGUUGGAGCUCCUUCCUAAAGACUCGUCUCAUCUGCUCUGUGGCUGGACCCAAUGGCAUCGACACACACUUUGACGAGCUAGAGGAUGUAUUUGUGUUGAAGAACAAGGAUGAGAAGAAUCCAGAGAUUUUUGGCCUCUUCAGCACUACAAGUGCUGUGUUCCAGGGCUAUGCGGUGUGUGUGUACCACAUGGAUGAUGUGCGAGCAGCGUUCAAUGGCCAGUUUGCCCACCGGGAGAGACCAGAGCACCACUGGACCCCCUACGAAGGCCGGGUCCCCUACCCACGCCCCGGAUCUUGUGCCAGUGAGGUGAAUGGUGGUGGGUUCUCAGGUUCUAAGGAGUUCCCUGAUGAGGUUCUGCGAUUCGUGCGUUCCCACCCGGUCAUGUUUAGCCCGGUCCUCCCCCUCCACCGCAGACCAGUUCUACUGCAGACAGAGCCAGGGGGGAGGAGACUAACUCAGAUCGCUGUGGACCGUGUCCAGGCCCAGGAUGGACACUAUCAUGUUCUGUAUAUAGGAACAGGCGACUCUGUGGUGUUGAAGGUUAUCACCAUCUACAACAAAGACACAGACACCAUAGAGGAAGUGCUGCUGGAGGAACUGCAGGUGUUCAAGGUCCCUUUUCCAAUAACUGAGAUCAUCAUAUCAGCUAAACGGCAACAGCUAUAUGUGGGUUCUGAGGUUGGUGUGGCUCAGGUGAGGCUCCAUCAGUGUGACCUGUACGGGUCUGAGUGUGCCGACUGUUGCCUAGCGAGGGACCCUUACUGCGCCUGGGAUGGAAUUACCUGCUCACGAUACUACCCUGCUGGGGUUUACACUAAGAGUAGACGAUUCAGGAGACAGGAUGUUCGCCAUGGCAACGCUGUACAGCUGUGCAACGGGCUACAGAUUGAUGUAGGGGAGCAGUACCAGGGUGCAGGGGAGAUGCAGGUGUAUGGGGUAGAGAGUAACAGUACUCUACUAGAGUGUACCCCUCGUUCUCUACAGGCCAGAGUCAUGUGGUACAUACAGAGGGACCCAGACAGAGAGGAGGUCGGAGGUGAUGAGCGUGUAGUUAUGACAACCCACGGGCUGCUGUUCCUGCGUGUUCGGAGCGGGGAUGCUGGUGUGUACGUGUGUCAGACGGUGGAACAUGGCUAUGUCCACACCCUACUGAGGGUCACGCUACACGUGUUGGGAGGGCAGAAGGUUGGGGCCCUGAUACACAAGACAGGGGAGGAGGGAGAGGGGGAGAAAAAAGAAACCUGUCACCUCCCUAUAGAUACCUCUCCAGACCCCCACCCUGGUUCCAACUCUGACCCAAGUUCCAGGCUACAAGGAGCCCUGCCAGGGUUAUCCUUAGCCCAAGCCCCAACUCCAGGCCCUACCUCCAGGCUGCCAGGCCCUGGUACUACAUCCAGGCUGCCAGCCCCAGGACCAGGCCCUUCCUCACAGCUGUGGUACAAGGAGUUUCUCCAGCUGAUAGGCUAUGGGGACUCCCAGAAGGUGGAGGAGUACUGUGAGAGGGUCUGGUGCUCAGGGAAGAGACGCAGGAAGACUAAACGCAGAUACACCCAGCCAAUGGAAGUAGGAGAGAGGAAGGGGAGGGGGAAAGGAGACCCACACCGAGCCCCCAGACACACCUUGGACAACUGAGGGGAGAGAGAGUGAGAGGGUAGAGACUGUACAACACACACACACACACACACACACACACACACACACACUGGGACAGGUUUUUUUCAGUAGAGAAUACUACAACCAACAAAGCUAAAACGUGGCACUGUCUUCUCUUAGACUUGAAAAUAUUGUCAUAUUCCUUCUAAUAACCAGACUUUGUUAUAUUGUGUUUUUCCUUCCAUGAGUUCUGGUGGAAACCUUGCCACUGGUAGAUAUGCAGAGUGUGUUUGUCCCUGAGUGUCCGUCAGAUCGAAGGCAUGUAGAACAGACUAAUUGUUUGGAACGACGUGGCCUCUGACUUUAAGACCACAGAACUGACAGCAGGCCUCUCUGAGCGGACAAAGGAUUCACAGCCAUGCCAGAUGAACACACAGAUAACAGACAUUCAAACAGAUUCAUUAGAAAUAAAACAUGUGUAUGUUUCUAGAGAUACUCUUGAGCUGCUCGUGUUAAAAACCACUGAUUAGAAAAUACAUCAAGCGUACGCACAUCAACAAGUAGUGUUUCUUUCUAAUGUGUCUUACUGUAAUUACAUGAUUAUUAGUAUAGGUAUCUGUUUUGAGUUUAGUAGUGCUUUUGAUUUUAUUCAACUGGAAACAGUGCUGUGAUAUUGUUUUACUGUAUAAUUAAAUGUUAACUUUCAUGACGAUGUAGGCGAGUAUUAUCUACCAUACUUUGUCAGAUCGUAUGGUUUAACUUGUGAUUUCAUGUGGUUUCACAUGAGAAUUAGAAUUCUAGGUAAGUUGACAUCAUUGAAUGAUUACAUUAAUGCAAAAUUCUGUGUGUGCGGCUCAGAGAAUAUUCAACAAAGAAUACCACUGAACAAUAUAAACAGUUUGGAGAAUCUACUGUUGAUGAUGGAACAUGGAUUCUAUCAAAUGGAAUAGAUGUAACCCCGCAAUAAAAGUUAUAGAUACUUCAUCUGAGUCUUUAGAUAUGAAAUCAUAUCCAAAGUGUAUCUCAACAGAUGCAUUUCCCCUUCAAUAAAUGUCCAACUUAAAUGUGAAGUGUCUUCAACUGGUAAUUAUAAAGAGUUGAUUAAUGAAUAUUCAUAUCAGCUCCUGCAUGGCUGUCUAUUUCUCUCUCUUCCCCCCUCUCUUCCCCUCUCUCUCUGUCACCGGGGUCAGUAAUGAUGGAAGAGAUGGAGUUCAUAAUAACCAGAACAGAAGCCAAUCUACGUCACCACAUUUUCCCUCUGGAAUAAGGAAGAGCGCCACAGUGACCAUUCAAGCAUGUCAUUGGCUAGGAGCCUGUCUCAUUAAUAUUCAAACUCAUCUGAGGAAUUAAUCUGUUACACAUUCUGACAAUGUAACGUUCAUCAAGGUGUUUUUGUUGAGUAAGAGUUUUGGCCUAAAUAGAAACUGUGUGUGUGUGUGACAUUACUGUGUGUGUGUGUGUGUACCUGACAUUAAAAAAUGUGUAUGC